AUGGAAGGAGAACCAGAAGCAUUAUCGGAUACAGCUACUAACUGCAAUCUAGCAUCCACAUCUGAAACUUUGUCAGAUAACAACCAAGCAAAACUGGAUUCUUUAGAAAAGAAAGCUGUUCAUUUAAGAUUAGUAUUGGAAAAAGAUUUUAAAGCAGCCGAUAUAAAAUGGAGUCUUUUUGUAGCUGCUGCGUUUAGCUUUCGGUACGAGAGUUGUCUAAGACCAUUUCCACCUGCAUUCAUGAAAAAUGGCGUAAAAGAUAUGGAUGAAUUACUAAGCGUCAUUACGGAUGUACCGGCUCUGGAUUUGGUAUUACAGCAACUAGAUAAUCUCGAUAAUUUGGGUAAUCUGAGCGACAUCAUAGAUCUGCUAUUUUAUGUUCUUGUUAGGUUAAAAGAACCAAGUUUGAAAACAGUGCUACCCGAAUCGCAUGAAGCCGUUUUAAUUAACGCACACUCUUUGAAGCCAGCACCGAAGCCACAGUUUAUGUUUCAAGUAGUAUAUUCGUCUAAAUCGAAUUCAGAAAUUAAAUGGAAGGAAUUAUCAAAAAAUCAUAAAGUCUUUUACGCAUAUCAUGGCAAUCGCUUGGAAAAUUUCUAUACAAUUCUGAAUUUUGGUAUCCAACAACACUUAAAUAAGACGACUUUACUGGGCAAUGGCGUAUAUCUGUCGCCAGAACUUAGCAUAAGCUUGCCCUAUAGUCACGGUGGGUUCGGAUGGGGUGCUAGCUGCAUUGGUGGGCAUUUAUCAUGCGUUGCUCUUUGUGAGGUUAUAGACGCCCCUGAUGGUAUUAACUAUCAAAAACCAGUAUCUCAUGAAGGUGAUGGAAUUUAUGAAGAGGAUAAUAGUAAGGGUAUUACAGACCAAACUUUGGACUCAAGAACCGCACAUUAUGUUGUUACAAACUGUGAUUUAGUUCGAGUACGAUAUUUACUUGUGUAUGCUAAACAGCCUGCGUCGCUACGGUUUCCUACAGUAAACUCCAACAGAAAUGCUGGCGGUCUUCGAGAAUGGCUUACGAGACACAAAUUGUUUUCUAUCCUUCUCGGUUAUGGUCUAAUGCUAGCGACGAUUGGGUUCGCGAACAAUCAGCCCGUUAAUUACUAUUACAAAAUUUUAUUAAAGAAAAUAGAUGUAGCACUCAGUAACGUUAAAGCGUGA
This is a messenger RNA of Zerene cesonia (dogface butterfly), 1161 nucleotides long. RefSeq names its product protein mono-ADP-ribosyltransferase PARP16 (gene Parp16). The coding region runs from base 1 to 1161 and encodes 386 amino acids. Gene Ontology annotation, cellular component: nuclear envelope; membrane; endoplasmic reticulum tubular network. NCBI's taxonomy places the organism in Eukaryota, Metazoa, Arthropoda, Insecta, Lepidoptera, Pieridae. Gene Ontology annotation, biological process: endoplasmic reticulum unfolded protein response. The transcript has 7 exons. The record is from RefSeq and is a predicted model, not a curated record. Gene Ontology annotation, molecular function: kinase binding; protein serine/threonine kinase activator activity; NAD+ poly-ADP-ribosyltransferase activity.